AUGUCGGCGUCUUAUCUGCCAGAGUUGUUACAUCGCGAUCGCGGUGGGUCGUCGUCAUCGUCGUCAUCGUCGUCAUCGUCGGGCCACCUGGGAUCACACCUCGAAGCGCGCGAGGCCGAACACGCCGGAUUCGACGCACGAGACGCGAACACGCACUACACCUACGACAUGACACUGGCUCUACUCGACGAGGAGAUCGCUUUCCCGGAAGAUGUGCGCCACCUCAAGCCGAUUAUUACACCGCGUCCUCGAUGGGGGCGGUGGGGUCCUCACCGUUGCUGGACGAUCGGUGGAACCGUCGUGCUGUUGGGACCCCUUCUUUUGGCCCUAUUUCUUAUGUCAGUUCAUAAAGCUCAGUAUACUCUGGUCUCCUCGUCCAAAUUUUUGAACAACGGAGCCCAACCUUUGGGACAAAAAAGCAGAAAUGGGUACUUGGGCGAUCCCGAAAACCGCUGGGCCCAUGUUUCACCACCCUCCAACAAAGUAUCGCCUCACCUAGCGGCGGACAUACAAGGCGCUUAUCCCAACAAGGGAGCUAAACAUUUGAAACCCAUCCCCCCGAGCACGCAAGACCCAUGGUCUCACAUGCCACCGAGCUGGAAGGGACGGGGCUGGCUUGCCGAGUCGCGCUUCGCGGCCGAGAAAGGAGCCGCGUCUCUCCCCGAACAAGUCCGCCCGCCCGCUCGACAUCUGGCCAGCGCCUUCAAAUACUUUCACGCGGCCACAGAACAAGUCGUCAAUUAUGGCCGUGAGACGCGAUUCGGCCCGGAGACGGGCCGACUUCUGCAAGUCCCGUUGAGUGAGCUCAAUUUGCUGCACGAAGGCUUACACGAGCCCAUCCUCAACGUCGGCAACUUGGAAAAGGGGGACAUGCCCGGGGGGGAACACAAGCGUCCCAAGGUCCAGUACACCGGAAGGAUAGAUAUGUCGGACGAACGGGUGCACGAAGAGGGGCACCGUCGUGAGUGGGUCAAGAGAGCGUUCCUGCACGCCUGGGAAGGCUACAAGACCCAGUGGGGUCACGAUGAGGUCAAGCCUGUGUCGGGAGGGUCGACGGAUCACUUCAACGGGUGGGGUGCGGUCAUCAUCGACAGCUUGGAUACCUUGCUUAUCAUGGGCCUGAACGAAGAGUACAACUUGGCCCGCGAACAUGUCUCGGCCGUCGAUUUUUCUUACACCAUCUUCAGCGGUACCGACUCGAACGCCAAGUCCCCACCCAAGGCCCCCGAGUUGGAGAAGUUGGUGCUCCCCACCCAGCGGGAGCCUCCUCUCCCGAUGUCAAGUUUAUACGGCUUCCCGCUGCGGCAUAGCAUGUCCUAUUUCGAAACGACGAUUCGGUACCUAGGCGGCCUCAUCUCAGCGUACGACCUCUCUGGCGAUCCACUGAUGCUCAAUCGCGCCACCGAAUUGGGGACCUGGAUGGUUGCUGGCCUCAACACCAACUUCGCGGUACCUAACAACAAUUUUUUCCUCGGCGAGAACCCUUCCGACUCCUUCCACUCGACCGCCUGGCUGGCAGAGGUGGGGACCCUCUCACUCGAGUUCACUCGACUGAGCAUGAUCUCCGGUGACGAGACCUACUACCAGGCGGUCCAGAGGACGACCAACAAGCUGAACGAAGUCAGCACCAAAGGUCCCAGUCACCUUUUGCCGAUGUCCGUCAACGUGGCUUCGUCAGGUCCCGAAGUAGGCACGGUCUCUUUUGGUGGCUGCUCGGAUUCAUACUACGAGUACCUGGUGAGUUAGCUUGGGGGCAAACUUUUCGGCACAGCUUGUCUCGUACGAGUGAUCGGCGCGCGAUCCAUUGGUUGACUUGAUGUGCUCCAACUUCAUAGAUCAAAAUGGCACAUUUACUCGGCGACUACGAUAACGGGCAAUACGCUCGUAUGUACAAGGACGCGAUAGACGCGGCCUACGGGUCCAUCAUCCGACCCGUCGGAGUAGUGCCCGAUCACCCCAACCUCAUCAACAUCGGCGACAACAACUCCCGCGGAAGCAACUACGUGCCAAAAUUGGAACACCUCACAUGUUUCGCCGGAGGUAUGCUGGGUUUAGGAGCCAAGUUACUCGCGCGCGAAAAAGAUUUGGAAACGGGGGAAGCGUUCACGGAGACGUGUCAGUGGGCCUACGAGUCAAGCCCUACGGGUCUGAUGCCCGAAAACCUGCUCUUCUUCCUACCCGACGAUCCCGCCUUACCUCAAACGAAAGAAGGGCUCGGUCAACCGCCGGCAGGUAUUCAACAAAGCGAUACUUCCUACAUCGGUCGACCGGAAACGAUCGAGUCCGUUUUCUACAUGUGGCGCAUCACAGGAGAUCGGGUGUGGCAAGAUCGAGGUUGGCGCAUGUUCGUCGAUUGGGUGUCCCACUCGAUCGCCGAGUUCGGUUUCGCGGGGUUGGUGAAUGUCAAUGACGCCAGUGAUGUGGAACGUCGGGACUCACAGGAAUCGUUCGUGCUGGCCGAGACGCUCAAGUAUUACUACCUCUUGUUCGCGGAUCGUGAGCACAUCUCACUUGACGAUUACGUCUUCAAUACCGAGGCCCACCCUUUCGCUUUGCCGCCGCGUGGUCGAGGUCGGCCCAAGAAACUUUGGAAGGGCGCGAAGGUGUCCCCCGAAGAGUCGGCUCGUGGACAAGGCACCGUCGUCCAAUUGUGGGACAGAAUCAAACAAGUCGCCAAGUUCAAUGCGAACAUUGAAUGA
This is a messenger RNA of Microbotryum saponariae, 2699 nucleotides long. The record is from the annotation of a GenBank genome assembly. Lineage: Eukaryota; Fungi; Basidiomycota; Microbotryomycetes; Microbotryales; Microbotryaceae.